Messenger RNA from Apaloderma vittatum (bar-tailed trogon), 2712 nucleotides. It is a transcript of the gene LIG4, whose product is annotated as ligase IV, DNA, ATP-dependent. The annotation marks the transcript as partial. The record is from RefSeq and is a predicted model, not a curated record. Gene Ontology annotation, cellular component: DNA-dependent protein kinase-DNA ligase 4 complex; DNA ligase IV complex. Gene Ontology annotation, molecular function: ATP binding; DNA ligase (ATP) activity; DNA binding. The transcript has a single exon. Gene Ontology annotation, biological process: double-strand break repair via nonhomologous end joining; nucleotide-excision repair, DNA gap filling; immunoglobulin V(D)J recombination. NCBI's taxonomy places the organism in Eukaryota, Metazoa, Chordata, Aves, Trogoniformes, Trogonidae.
GCUUCUAAAAAAACAGUGGCCUCUCACGUGCCUUUUGCAGAUCUAUGUUCUACUCUGGAGCGAAUACAGACGUGUAAAUCUCGUCCGGAGAAAACCAAGUAUUUCAAGGAUUUUCUGGAUUCCUGGAGAAAAUUCCAUGAUGCUCUCCAUCGGAAAGAGAAAGAUGUCACGGAUUCUUUUUACCCAGCCAUGCGACUUAUUCUUCCCCAGUUGGAAAGAGAAAGGAUGGCAUAUGGAAUUAAAGAAACUAUGCUUGCAAAGCUGUAUAUUGAACUGCUUAAUUUACCAAAAGAUGGAAAAGAUGCUGCAAAGCUUUUAAAUUACAGAACACCUAGUGGCUCACGUGGAGAUGCUGGAGAUUUUGCAAUGAUUGCGUACUUUGUGUUAAAACCUAGGAGCCCGAAACAGGGCAGACUGACAAUAGAACAAGUCAAUGAACACUUAGAUGCCAUAGCUAAUAAUAACGCUGCUAAAAACAAGACUCUGUUAAAGAAAAGUCUCCUUCAGUUAAUUACUCAGAGCACAGCACUGGAACAGAAAUGGCUCAUCCGGAUGAUUAUAAAGGAUCUAAAGCUUGGUGUUAGUCAGCAAACUAUUUUUUCCAUUUUUCAUCCUGAUGCUGCUGAAUUACACAACGUCACAACUGAUUUGGAAAAAGUUUGCAGACAAUUGCACAAUCCCUCCGUCUCACUUAGUGAUGUUUCUAUCACAUUGUUUUCUGCCUUUAAACCAAUGCUUGCUGCUAUUGCUGAUGUCCAGCAAAUCGAGAAACAAAUGAAAAACCAGUUAUUCUACAUAGAAACUAAGCUGGAUGGUGAACGUAUGCAAAUGCACAAAGAUGGAGAUGUGUAUAAAUAUUUUUCCCGAAAUGGAUUUGACUAUACUCAGCAGUUCGGUGCUUCUCCCCUUGAUGGUUCAUUAACACCAUUUAUUCAUAAAGCGUUUAAGAGCAAUAUACAAAAUUGCAUUCUUGACGGUGAAAUGAUGGCUUACAAUCCUGAGACACAAAGUUUUAUGCAGAAGGGAAGCAAGUUUGACAUAAAAAGAAUGGUGGAGGACUCCGAUCUGCAGACCUGCUUCUGUGUGUUCGACGUGUUGAUGGUUAACGAUCAGAAGUUGGGGCACGAAGUACUAAGCAAAAGAUACGAAAUCUUGAGCAGCGUGUUUACCCCAGUAACGGGCAGGAUACAUGUUGUACAUAAAAAAAAUGCCAGUAAAAGAAAAGAAGUAAUUGAUGCUUUAAAUGAAGCAAUAGAUAACAGAGAGGAAGGGAUUAUGGUGAAAGAUCCCAUGUCCACCUACAAGCCUGACAAACGUGGAGAAGGCUGGUUAAAAAUCAAGCCAGAAUACGUCACUGGGCUCAUGGAUGAACUAGACCUUUUAAUUGUUGGUGGUUACUGGGGGAAGGGCUCACGUGGUGGAAUGAUGUCUCAUUUUCUGUGCGCUGUUGCAGAGACGCCCCCUCCAAAUGAAAAACCUACCGUUUUCCACUCGAUUUGUCGUGUUGGCUCUGGCUAUACUAUGAAGGAAUUGUAUGAUCUGGGUUUGAAGCUGGCUAAACACUGGAAGCCCUACCGUAGGAAGGACCCUCCCUGUAACAUUUUGUGUGGCACUGAAAAACCUGAAAUGUACAUCGAGCCUUGCAACUCUGUCAUAGUUCAGAUCAAGGCGGCUGAGAUUGUUGACAGCGAUAUGUACAAAACUGACUGUACUCUGAGGUUCCCCCGAAUUGAGAAGAUAAGAGAGGACAAAGAAUGGUAUGAGUGCAUGACUUCAGACAUGUUAGAGGACCUCAGAAGCAAAGCAGAAGGGAAGCUGGCAUCUAAGCACCUUCAUAUAGAGGAGUAUGAUGAGCCACAGGAGAAAAAAAGGAAAACUAUAUCAAAGGUGAGGAAGAUAAUUGGUAUAGCUGAGCAAUUUAAAGCUCCUGAUCUUUCUAGCAUAAACAAGGUUUCAAAUGUAUUUGAAGAUGUUGAGUUUUGUGUUAUGACAGGGACAGGAAUGUGCUCCAAGUCCGAACUGGAAAGCAGAAUAGCUGAAUGGGGCGGCAGCGUGGUGCAGAACCCGGGGCCAGAGACUUACUGUGUCAUUGUAGGAGCUGAGAAUGUCAGAGUGAAAAACAUCAUUGCUUCCAACAAAUACGAUGUGGUGAGGGCAGAGUGGCUCCUUCAGUGUUUUCAAACCCAAACGCUGGUGCCUUGGCAGCCAGCCUUUAUGAUCCACAUGUCUCCUGACACAAAAGAACAUUUUGCUCGUGAGUAUGAUUGCUACGGGGACAGCUACACAGCAGAUGCAGAUGUUGCCCAACUCAAGGAAGUGUUCUCCAGAAUGAAAGACACUAAGGUGAUGCCUUUGGACAUGAUUGCAGAGUUAGAAGAACGUUAUGCAUGGAACAGCUGUCAGCUCAGUAUAUUCAGAGGAAACACUGUUUAUGUGGACUGUUAUGCUGUCAUUAAUGAGCCUGGAACCAAAAUCAAUGGAACAAUACUGUCAAUUAGAGCUUUGGAGCUCCGUUUUUAUGGUGCAAGAGUAGUCUCUCACCUUGAAGAGGGUGUAUCCCAUGUUGUUAUAGGAGAAGAUCAUUCCCGGGUAAAAGAGAUAAAAGCACUGAGGAGAACAUUUGGGAAGAAGUUUAAAAUCGUGUCUGAGCUGUGGGUAACACAGUCAGUGGAGGAAGGAGUCCUAAAGAAUGAAAAUGAGUACUUAAUUUAA